Messenger RNA from Octopus bimaculoides (California two-spot octopus), 458 nucleotides. Its product is annotated as cytochrome c oxidase subunit 6B1. The record is from RefSeq and is a predicted model, not a curated record. Gene Ontology annotation, cellular component: respiratory chain complex IV; mitochondrion. Lineage: Eukaryota; Metazoa; Mollusca; Cephalopoda; Octopoda; Octopodidae.
UAGACUAAGAGCAGAAAAGAGUGGUUUGCUAAGGGGGAUAAUUCUUUACUUCCUGUCACAAACCACCUUCUCCAAACAAGUUUGUUUCUGUUCUAUCGGAGCUUCUUAACAUUUCCUUUACCAGUCAACAUGGCUGAAGAAGUAAAGCUUCAAACUGCUCCAUUUGAUGCAAGGUUUCCUAACCAGAAUCAAACCAGAAAUUGCUGGCAGAACUAUGUAGACUAUCACAGAUGUCACAAAAUCAAGGGAGAAGACUAUGAACCAUGUGAUUACUUCAAGAGAGUUUUCAAGUCCAUUUGCCCAAAUGCUUGGAUUGAGAAAUGGGAUACACAAAUAGAAGAAGGAGUAUUUGCUGCCAAAAUAUGAUAGUCUAAUUUAUAGGAAAUUUUUUUUCAUUAAAGACAUACUUUGUGAACUAAUAGAUUCUUAAAGCUUGAUUAAAUAAAUUUAUUAAAUGA